This is a messenger RNA of Prorocentrum cordatum, 4287 nucleotides long. Lineage: Eukaryota; Dinophyceae; Prorocentrales; Prorocentraceae. The record is from the annotation of a GenBank genome assembly.
AUGUCGGUUCCAGUGAAAGACGAGUUGCAUAUCCGCAGCGUCUCUAGCGACGACGUGCUGCUGGGGCUCGGCCCGAUCACUUUGAGCCCGAAGGAUGACCCAGAGCGGGAGUCUGGGUGGUUCGCCAGCCCCGAGCAUGAUAUGGCGUUGGAGGGGCGCAGCGCCCAUGGGAACACCGCCGACGAGGAGGUGGCUGCAGAGAACGUCAAAGAGGAGAUCGAGGACGCUGAGGCUGCGGAGCAGCCUGCGGUGCCAGCAGCCUCGCAGUGGACCACCACGCUGAUCGACCUGACUUCCGACAUCGGCCCUCGCCUAGUCAGUAGGUCGGCGUCGAAGGCGACGGCCCGUGCCAUCGGCGAUUCGGCCCAACGGGAGGCGUCAGGCAUCGGCGAGGAGAUGGCCGAUGAGGAUGAGGGCGAGUACGCGGCACGGGAGUCCGAUGGCGACGGAGAGAUCCCAUCAACAACUCUGGACCCCGCCAGGUGGCAAGGCCACCCGACGCCUCUGUCAUUGGAUGAGGAGUUCCCCAGGGGCACAGCGUUCCAGCACCUGGCGCGCAUCAGGAAUACCGUCAAUGGUUACGUCGACGGGCUCUGCAGCGUCGACUGGCACAAGGAUUUCAAGGCGGCCACUGUCGGCGCUCUGACCAGGCGGCCCAUGACUCACGAAUCGAAGAUCAUGGGGAAGGCUGUGCUGGAUGUCCAGGUCUGCUUCAAGCAGCUUGAGGAGCGUGCCAAGGGGCUUUUGGCAACCCACAAGUGGUUCCACCAGUGGACCCAAUUCAAGACCGAUGACAAGCUAGUCGAGGCGCUGCCGCAUCUAAUGGUCGAGUUGAAGUACCUCAAGUGCAGGGGCUUGGAGGUCGCGCCGCCUGUGGGGCUCGUGACCCUGAAGGCAAUCUUCUUCAGCGUCUACAUGGAAAGCGGAUCCGUGGCGAAGGCGAUCGGGCACAUCAACCUUGGCUCGCUGAGGAGAGUGCUCGAGAUGUCAGAAGAGUACAUGACGAAGCUCACUGAGGUGCGAAACAGCGCUCCGCAGGCACCUGCAGCAGAAGGGGCCGCGCCAGGCAGGAGGCAUCGGGGCCGGCUGCUGCCCAUCGAUGACGCGGUCGACAUCACUCUUCCCGUCGCCGUGCAGCUGGGCAUCAUGGUCUGGAAAAGCUUAGAGCACUACUGGCAGAGCAUCGGAGCCAAGGGCGAGAUGACGAUGGAUACUCGCAUGCAAGUUGUAGACGAGACCAGCUCUAUCUGGCGUUCAUGGGUGAAUACCUUCGAGACCGAGGAGAAGACGAUGGACACCACUCAGGUCGAGACAGCCCUUUGCAGCGUGAGAGUCGUGUGUCAGUGCUUGCUCCCAGAUGAGAAGGACAAGCCGACGACGGCUGAUGUUCGAGCAGCUCGGAAGUUCAUCAACCAGAACGCUACCUCAACCAAGUCUUCAGAUGAUCAGCGAGCCGUUGUCCAGAGUAUCGCAAAGUCGAUGGUCGGCAUCGCCCCCGCAAUCUUCAUCAUGGAGCAAGCGAGGAGGCAUGCUUCGAAAGGGGUUGAGGACGAUGCUGCAACUGCCAUUUUCGACAAGGCUUGCAAUCGUUUUGAGGAGAGCUUCCAGGAGGCAUACACGGACAUGGAAUUGUUCAUCAACGAGCCUAAGCCAGAGGACGAGUCGGACGUCAUGACCUACGCGAUCUUGGGGAAGAGGCUCAAGCCCAUUAUCGACAUCCAGACGAGCAUCAUCUCCUGUGCAUCGAGGUGGUCACACGCUGCGCUGAAGGAUAAUAUUGAGCCCGUCUGCGCCGCGAUGGGGAACUUCAUGGAGCUGCUGAGCAAUGGUGUAUACGGUCUCGUUUCGGUGUUUCACAAGACCGUGUCUCGCCCUCUGGCUCGGGUCCUGGACGAGAUCGGCGCCACCAAGGCCGGAGAGGGACGCGAUGAAUUCCUGCGCGUGCCCGUCGAAUCGGUUGCAGUCGGAGGCGCAGCAGCAGCGAAACCAGAAACCCAAGGUGCGGUUGUAGAAGUCUCAGAGAGCAUCGUCGAGCAGGGCGGUGCUGGCUUUGCAGCAGUGUCACCAGCGUCGAAAGUCAUCGCUGCGCUGGGGGACUUGCACGCGACCAGGCUCCAAUCGGAGGAGUUCUACAAGGCGCUUCAGACGAUGGUACUCGGAACGACGAAGUGCGCCGAGGCCUUGACCAAGAGGACCAGUGACGUGGAGCUCGCCGAGAAGCUGGGCGAGAUCGGGCGUGCGAAGGUGCUGUUGGCAACGCUCGAGGACAACCGUCAGAACCUCAAAGAUAUGAUGGACUACAUGGGCGCGGUCGUGGAGCUCUUACCCGUGUUUGUUGAUGGGGGGUCCGAUGCGCUAUUCGAUGCAACCACCACCAAUCCAAAGACCAAGGAGCACACGAUCAACCUGUCCCGCCUGCAACACCAGCUAGAGGGCGUCAAUGCGAUUCUGUUCCAUGGCGAAAGCACCGUGCAAGACGCGAACGUCUUUCACUCCAUCAGCGAGGCUUUCAUGAUCUUCAAGGCCAACUUCGGCGACAUUACCUACCAGCAUGCAGCGGCCGUCUGGCUUGCCCCCCGCGUGGUCAAUAUGUUGGCUUUCAGCGACCUCGAGAUCGGUGCGGUCCAGGAUGACGUGUUGGUGUCAACCCUCGAUGCUCAGAUCCUAGGGCGCCCCGUUCGCAAGCCAGGUGCCGACGACCCCUUGCCUUCCGAAGUCGUGGAGGCGCUGCAGACGACGGCCGACUCUGACACAAUGCUCGAAAGCUUCACCCACAACAAGGCGCUGACUGCAUUGAAGGACUUCGCCGAAGCGACGGGCAUGACUGAGAUGCGCACCUGCGGCGCCGCGUUGGCAGAUGGUCGCCAGGGCGAGGACUGGCCAGUGCCAAUGCACAUCGCGACAUAUGUGUUUGACGCCAUGUGCGCUGUGAGGGGCCAGUUCAUGCUGGCCACGGCGCUCCAGCACUACCUCAUCGACCCGACCGCCGAGUGCAAGGAGAUGCUUGAGAAGAGCAUCAGACCCCAUCCGUCUUGCAACAUCCAGGUCAAUGCGCUGGUGCUCAUGUUUUCUCGUGCGAAGGUGAUCGGCGACUUGGUCAACGCCGACGCUGGGAGGUCGCUUGAGAGAGAUGGAUGGAGCUUGCGAAUCCCCUUGCAAUCGUUGGGCCGUUGGGCCCUGCAGAUGGCUUCUUUUGCUGGGAGGUGCCGCGAUGCUGUCAUGGCGCAUCGCAUGACAUACCGGUCCGCCGUGGUCUCCGAGUGCCAGUCGACGAUGCCACAGUGGGAGUCGAUCUUCAAGGACGGAGUGCUCAACAUGAAGAUGGCGAUCGACCUGCUGGACGAGAAGUUGCCUCCCACCGUGGCCAGCUACAACCGCAUAUACCAAGUGUUGGGCAAAGUUUCGGUGAUUUCAAAACGCAUUGAGCUGUCGCCGCCAGUGGACAAGCAUCCAACUACGUCGUCUGGAUGCGUUGUGGCAUCGACGCUCCUGGCGAAGUUCUACCAUGCGACGGUGCUCAUCCAGGGCGUCAACUUGCUGAGGUUCCAGUCACAGGGCCCAAGUGCGUCGACGAAAGCGUCCAGCUUCAUCAAGGAGCAUCAAGAGAAGAAGAAAGUGCAGUUGCCCGACGCCUUUUGGAGCGAGCUGAAAUGCAUCGUGGACGGUUCUGCAAUGGUCUUCAGCGACGGGCACGCCGUGGACGUGCAGCCGGGCGCCGCCGGGCGGGGCGCCGCCCCGGCGGUGCACUUGGAGGGCGGCGGCAUCGGCGCCGGCCCCUGCGCAGACGGCCCGAGCGCAGGGCUGUACCCCAGCGGCCUGCGCUGCGUGCCAGUCGAGGUCACCGAGGCCUCUGGCCCGUGGCUGGUCCGCCGCCGGGAGCUGCGCAGCGACUCGGGCGGUGCCGGGAGCAGGCGCGGCGGGCUGGGCGUCCUGGUCGAGAUCGCGCACGCCACAGGGGCGCCUUUCCAUCUGCGGCAUAGCCCCAUCGACGCCUCGCCCGCGUCGCCCGCGGGCGCUGCGGGAGGCGGCUGCGGCGCUAGCGCUGCGGUGCGGCUGUCCCACGGCGCGCCGCUGCCCCCGUGCGGCGCGGUGCCCGCCGGCCUCUCGGUGAUCGUUGCCACGGCUGGCGGGGGCGGCUUCGGGCCGCCAGCCGGCCGCGACAGGGAGUCCCUGGCGGCCGACGUGCGAGGCGGGCUCGUGUCGGCGGCCGCGGCCCGGCGAGAGUACGGCCUGCAGGAGGCGCUGGUCAACGCGAAGGCGGUGCUGAGCGGGGCGAGCUACGAGUAG